Ictalurus punctatus (channel catfish) is the source of this 609-nucleotide messenger RNA. RefSeq lists its product as uncharacterized. The annotation marks the transcript as partial. NCBI's taxonomy places the organism in Eukaryota, Metazoa, Chordata, Actinopteri, Siluriformes, Ictaluridae. Gene Ontology annotation, biological process: response to bacterium. The transcript is spliced from 3 exons. The record is from RefSeq and is a predicted model, not a curated record.
UGAUAAAUGAGAUACAAACACUGUAGAAUUUCUGAGAAAUGAAAAAUGACUGUUUUCUGGAUUUUAAUUUUGAUCUUCAGCACCAUGUUCCAAUCUGGUAGACGCUGGGUUACUGCACAAUCCCUCACAGAGUCACAAGUUUAUCAGCCUCAUAAAGAGCUCAGUGUGAAUAUCGGAGACUCGGCUACUCUGCAGUGUUGUAUUUUAGAAAAAGAAGUCAGGAUAAUUACCUGGUUUAAGCAACCAAACAGAAAAAAACCCCGGAGCAUAGUCCAGUUAUAUAAAAAUGGUGGAGAAACAUUUUACAAUCAAUUCCAAAAGUCUCAUUUCCAAAUAGAAAGAUCUUCAAACUGUUUGAGUUUGAUCAUUUUAAACAUCACUGAGUCUGAUGAAGCCAUGUACUACUGUGCACUGACGAGAUCCAACACUGUGUUUGGAGAUGGAACUUAUUUAAAAAUUAAAGGUGAUCAUGUUACUAUUGCAUCAGAAACAUCUACACCAGCUCUGUGUGAUAAUUCAGUGCUGUUUGAACCAACACUGCAUGGAAACAGCACUAACAUGAACACACACGAGAAAACAGGUGAUAUGUCUUAUAAUUCAGAAUUCAAU